Malurus melanocephalus (red-backed fairy wren) is the source of this 2760-nucleotide messenger RNA. RefSeq names its product beta-carotene oxygenase 2 (gene BCO2). NCBI's taxonomy places the organism in Eukaryota, Metazoa, Chordata, Aves, Passeriformes, Maluridae. Gene Ontology annotation, molecular function: beta-carotene 15,15'-dioxygenase activity; carotenoid dioxygenase activity. The record is from RefSeq and is a predicted model, not a curated record. The transcript has 12 exons. Gene Ontology annotation, biological process: retinal metabolic process; carotene catabolic process. Bases 162 to 1910 code for a protein of 582 amino acids. Gene Ontology annotation, cellular component: mitochondrion.
GAGGACCCGCCCCGGCCCCGCGGAGCGCAGCGCGGGCACGGCGCGGCCCCGGCCUCGGCUCUUAUUGUGAAAGGAUGAUGUGAGGCUGCUCUCACCUCCGAGCCAUCACUGCCUCCUGCUCGCCACCCGGGCACCGCUACCUGUGCCUGUGCUCCGAGCCGAUGCCCCCCGCCCGCCGGAAUAUGUUAGCCGAAAUCCUUUUGUCGGCCGCCAGCCUCCUGCUCGCCCACCUGCAGCAUUUCCUCCUCGCCUUGAUGCAAUUCAUUCCAGGUUUCAAGAAUUACCUGCCCAGCCCACCCAAGGAGCAAACCCUCUGCCACAGGCCCAGGGGGCUGCAAUGCAUCUCGCCCUUGGUGCAGAGCGUGGAAGAGACACCCGAGCCCAUCCCAGCCAAGAUUAAAGGACACAUUCCCAAAUGGAUUAAUGGAAAUCUACUGAGGAACGGCCCGGGCAAGUUCGAGUUUGGUAAUGACAAGUUUAACCACUGGUUCGAUGGCAUGGCCUUGCUGCACCAGUUCCAGCUGGCCCAUGGCACUGUCACCUACCGGAGCAGGUUCCUGCAGAGCAGCUCCUACCUGACCAACAGCCAGCACAACCGCAUUGUGGCCUCGGAAUUYGGCACCUUGGCCAUGCCAGACCCCUGCAAAAGCAUCUUUGGGCGCUUCCUGUCCCGCUUUGAGCCGCCACAGCCCAGCGACAAUGCCAACGUGAACUAUGUGUUGUACAAAGGGGAUUACUACGUCAGCAACGAGAACAUCUUCAUGCACAAGGUGGACCCAGAAACGCUGGAAACGAAGGAAAAGGUGGAUUGGAGCAAGUUCAUCGCAGUCAAUGGGGCCACUGCUCAUCCCCACUAUGAGUCUGAUGGGACAACCUACAACAUGGGCAAUUCCUAUGGCAAGCAYGGGUCCAGCUACAACAUCAUCAGGGUGCCCCCACAGGGCUCCAGCCCUGGGGACAUGCUGGAAGGAGCCCAAGUGCUCUGCUCCAUCCCCCCCAGGGACAGGGCAAAGCCAUCCUACUACCACAGCUUUGGAAUGACUGAGAACUACAUCAUUUUCAUCGAGCAGCCCCUCAGGCUGAACCUGCUGAAGAUCAUCACCUCCAAACUCCGUGGAAAAGCCAUUUUUGAUGGGAUAAAUUGGGAGCCUCAGCACAACACCUACUUCCACGUGGUGAACAAGCACACUGGGGAGGCGCUGCCAGGGCAGUGGUGCUCCAAACCCUUCGUCACCUUCCACCAAAUCAACGCUUUCGAGGAGCGGGGCUGCGUGGUGCUGGAUCUGUGCUGCCAGGACGAUGGCACCAGCCUGGCCCUGUACACCCUGCAGAACCUGAGGAGGAGYGGGGAAGGGCUGGACCAGGUUUAUGCUGCAGUCCCCAGAGCUUUCCCUCGCCGCUUUGUUCUCCCUCUGGACGUGGAUUCAGACACCCCCGUGGGGAAAAACCUGAACCCACUGCCCCAUUCCCUGGCAAGGGCUGUGAAGGACGCAGAUGGGAAGGUCUGGUGCACACAUGAAAAUCUCCACCCUGAGGGAUUUGAGAAGGUUGGGGGCCUGGAGUUCCCCCAGAUCAACUACRGCCGCUACAACGGCAGGAGGUACCGCUACUUCUACGGCUGCGGCUUCGGGCACUUGGUGGGAGAUUCCUUGAUCAAGGUGGAUGUGGAGACCAAGGAUUUCAAGAUGUGGAAGGAGGAGGGAUCCUACCCGUCAGAGCCCGUGUUUGUGCCAGUGCCUAACGCCACGGCGGAGGACAGCGGAGUCAUCCUGUCUGUGGUGGUGUCCCCUGCUGAGAACCAAAGUGCUUUCCUGCUUGUCCUGGAUGCCGAGACCUUCCAGGAGCUGGGCCGAGCAGAGGUCGGGGUGCCAAUGCCUUACGGAUUCCACGGCAUCUUCACUGCCCACUGAGGAACUCCUGGGCACCUCCUGGGACUCAGAAAAAACCUCUGCUGCUUUCACCUCCCACAUUUCCAUCACUUCUGGGAUGAAGGARCUGUUUUUCUCUACCAUAACUUCCUGUGUUCCUAAUGAAAACAGCCAGGGAAGGCAGAGGCCCUUCACUCCCACAGCUUCAUCUCCAUUUUUUUACCAUCUUGCUAGCCCAGCUGUAGCAGAGCUCACAGAGAGUGCCAGGUCCAGGCCUGCAAGGCAGAAAAUGGCAGCUGAGGUGAGCAUCCCCUUCCUGUGGCAGCUCUGAGGGGCAGAGGACAGCGACACUCGGGGCUGUGACUUCAGCUGGAGUUUGUAAAGCAGGAGAGAGGAGGGAGAACCCCCAGAUGGGCGCAGUGAAGGGGUGCAGUUUCCCCCAGGAAAACAUCGGGGCUGCCCUCAGUGGCUGCAGACCCCACAGGAGCUGUGCUUGUGCUUUUCUCUGUACACCAUAGCAGUGCCCGCCAAUAAAACCUUGGGAAGCUCUUCCUUUCUUUCCCUGCCCUCUCGUGGUCUCAUGGAUGUGCAGGACACAUCUCCUGAGCUCUGCUGGCCAGCAGCUCCUGCUCUCCUCCCAGUUCAACCAGUAGUGAACACGGAGAGCUCCACCACGGCCUUGGUACCCCUUUGGGGUGRAGCAGAGCAGAACAAACCCCAGCCCCCUGUGCCAUCCAGGCUUCUCCAGCUGCUGAACUCAGGGGUGCAGGGGGGUGGGUGGAAAGUGAAGAUUUCCAGGGGUUCCAUUUCUUCAUUGUGAGAAGCCUGAWGAAGUUUUUGCAUCAAUUCCUCGAGAUAAAAACGAGCCCUUUUGCCUGAAACACUUUAUCUC